Messenger RNA from Funneliformis geosporum, 729 nucleotides. The record is from the annotation of a GenBank genome assembly. Lineage: Eukaryota; Fungi; Glomeromycota; Glomeromycetes; Glomerales; Glomeraceae.
AUGAAGGUAAUCGGAAUUUUAGCCGUUACUCUUACAGCUCUUGUUACUCUUUCUUCAUCUCAAUCUCCUGAAGUCCAAAGUAAAAAUGCUGACUUGGCAGAAGAAUUACAAAAUAAAUUCGACAGCUUAACUAAGGAUUCAGAAUGUGAAGAAGACAAUGUUGCCUGUAUUGGAGGAGAUUUUGCUAAAUGUCAUAAAGUAAUAGAAAAUGGAAAUCUUGUUAAUAAAUUUUCUAUUCAACCUUGUGGUGGAGGUUUAAAAUGUUUUGUACUCCCUUUGGUAUUGAAGCCUGGAACAUCCGUCACUUGUACAAACGAGGAAGAUCGUAAUAGACGAUUGGAUGUGGCGCGUGGUAAAUUUAGCGCAACUGGUAAAUCAGAUCCAUUCGUUCCGCCACCACCACCAAAUGCAUGUAACGAAGGAGUGGGUAAAGCAGAGCUUAGAAAAAUAAAUGCUGAUAAUGCAGAGGCAUUAACAGCGAAAUUCUCAACCUUUACACCUGCUCAAGCAUGUCAAGUUAAUGAAAUUGCUUGCAUUGGUGACGUUUUUGCUAAAUGCGCUACUGUACUUAAAGAUGGAAAAUUUGUUAAUGAAUUUCAACUUCAAGCUUGUGGUGGUGGAUUGAUAUGUAUUGUCGCACCUUUGGUAAAUAAAUGCGGUACUAGUAUUACUUGUUCAACUGAAGAAGAUCGCAUAAGUCGUCUUGACCAAGCACGCAAAAAUCUAUAA